Molecule: messenger RNA, 9660 nt
Organism: Hylaeus anthracinus
Lineage: Eukaryota; Metazoa; Arthropoda; Insecta; Hymenoptera; Colletidae
Product: toll-like receptor Tollo
Exons: 2
Coding region: 2384-6298 (1304 amino acids)
Biological process (GO): signal transduction
Molecular function (GO): protein binding
Source: RefSeq, a predicted model, not a curated record
UCCUGGCAAUAUGGGGAAAAAUUGCCAUGAAAAUAAAGGAGUUUCGUGGAAAGAACUAGACAAGCUUAGCAUACCGGCUGGUUCGAGCAAAGUUGUAUCGGAUACACGAAUUGUCAACCCGGAUCGAAAUAAAACGAAAAAAUACAAAUACAUUGGCAAUGAAGUUCCCGGCUACCGAGCAUCGCAUCUCGAGUCCAGCCACCGUAGCGGAUAACUGUUUAAUAUAUUUUGCCAACUAUAUUUGACAAGCGAGUCUUUCAGCUCGAUUUUCCCUCGUUUGAUAACGCUCAUUGUCGAACGAUCGAAGAAUAGGUAGUAGCGAGCAGGAAACCGUGGCCGUUCGAAGAGGAAAGUGUGCCACGCGAAACGUGCCCGCCUCUUCUGCUGGCUGUAAAUCUAACGAAACCGUAAACUCUGCUGGACCACCUGUAACUUGUUGUUCCGCAUGCUCGCGAAGCGUUGAUAAAAUCAACCUGUUAAACUGCACUCGCGUGUACUUUCUACUGGAACUGUGUUCCUCGGAUAGAUUAAUCCUCUAUUUGAAUAUCGCUACGAAUGAAAAAAGCUAAAGAUCGAAUUCCUAAAAUAAUUGAUCAAAGGGCUCUCCGAUAUUUUUGCAGGGAUAGAAUUUUUCGAUUAAGGUAUCGGCAUACGUUAAUUACGAUUCGCACAGGCCUCGCUAACGGUACGUCUCGCGAUUAAUCCAACGAGUGAUUAGUAGGACUGAUCGAGUAUUCCGAUUGGCACGCGAGGUGGUUAAUCUUUGACUGGGAAAUACGAGGAAGUGAUGUCACCUUGACGACUCGUAAAUACGUAACGAAGCUUGGAAACCCCCGCGCCCUAAAUCCGCGACCGCCUAGAUUCGUCAUUGUACCGUGCACGCCGCGCGCCGUGGCUUGGAAUUUGUAAUCUCUCGUGCUCUUCCAGUGUACCUAGGGUGAUUCAUCAUCUUAGGUAUACUCCGGUGCAACGGAUGAGUAACUAGCGUACAAAACGAACGCGAGUAAGUCGAUUGCGCUCUUUGCGAUAGGUAAUAUCGCGAUAACGACAAGACUAUCGAAGAAACUUUUCCUCUGACUGCAUGAAAGAAUUUUUGGUUCAAAAGUCGGCGUAUAGUUCAGGGGUUGAUCCAUAGAUGGCGCCAAUUGUCUAGUCGCUAGCAACUACCCCUUGAGAUCUUAAGAAACGUUUAAUCGAUAUUGCUCCCAACAGAGCCUACGUGAUCUCUCACGCUCACUUGUCCCUCUCUACCAUGCUCCGAAUCGUCAUUCGUAACGUCUCGAGCACGGUAAACACGUGUACAUCGCGUUAGUGGGAAGAACUACUGAACAAGACCAGCCCCCAUACGUGUCCCCAUUCUUCCGACCGGAAAUGGCACGAGCAAAUCGGACCCUCGCGCAGUAUUCGAGGACGACAAAUCACAGGGUUCGUUCGUUUGGAAAAAAGAAAAAAAAAAAAAAGAAAAGGUAUAGCGAAAGAAGCAACGAACCACCGUUCGUCGGCUACAUAAACAGCAACAACCCUGCGAAAAGAGCUGCAGCUCGAAGGUAAGAAACGAGAACGUGAGGGAGGGGAAGGGAAGCCCUCCAAGACGGGGAGAAGCAGCAGCUUGAUAAAUGCGCGCCCGUACGCCUAGGAACCAGUUUGGUGUUUACCUAGUAAGUAGUGUUGUCAGUCAGCUGGUUUGUUGCAUCUUCGCCGAGGCAGCAAGCCGCCUGUGGCGUGGAACGGUGUUUCUCUCGCGCGUUCGUUUCUCCCUCUGUCUUUCUCUCUCUGGUCGUGUGCAAGUUUCGCAGCCUGGCGUCACCGGUGUUCACUUUUAGAGGUAGAGGACUUUGUCUCAGAGGUGGGGAUCGUUCCGUGGGUGGUGGUGGUGGUGGUAAGUUGGUCCGGUAGUGGGGCAAAAGGGUGGGGGUAACUGCACGCCGGCAGUCAUGCAGGGUGCGUGACCGUCGAUGGAAUAGAGAUUCGGAGUUGGAGUCAGUUGCUCUCCGACGUUCCUGGUGGAAUGUCGUCGCGCUUGGACCGCUCCGCGUUUACUCGUUACCCGCGCACGUAGUUUCUCACGAGGGCCUGACGGACUCUAGUCGCGAGCGGUUCAUGGGAACAUCGCGUUGCGUCUCGCGGCCGUUGCGACCGAUCGGUGUUUACGUUCGUCGAAUCGAUAGUGUCCGUGCGAGAUACCUGUCCCGACGCCGACGGCGCGACCAACACCAAUCGUGUCGUCCUGUUCUCUUCUGUUAUUCGAGCACCGUGUGUAACAACCGGGCGUACGGUUGAACGCAAGUGCUAGUGACUAUGAGUGCGUGACGAUAGGACACGAUCGCAUCAAGUUCGUUUGUUCCCGUGCCCGGAAACGUGAUUCCCAGCGACUAUACUCAGAAUGGAGCCACCGGGUCGGCGCGUAGCGGUGCCGUGGAUCGUUUGGUGUCUGGUUCUGAGCGGUGGCAUGAUAGACGGUCGCAGCAUCACCAGCCUCGAGGCACCGAAUGGCUGCGAGUGGAACAAGGACAGAGAGGACGGGGAAAAAGCGCUCGCCUGUAGGGUUAGGACUAUCGCCAACGUGCCAGGCCUAAUUGGCAAUCUCUCGGCCAUUCAAGUGGACUCGAUCGGUUCUUUGGCCUUGGAGUGCAGCGACGUGCUGUUCUUCGAGAGUCAGAUCGACGGGCCGCAAGGGUUGUUCUCGCCGCUACCGCGGCUGGAGAAGCUUCGCGUCGAGUACUGCAAGAUCCGUUACUUGCCGGGCGGUGUGUUUUCGUCCGCGCACAAUUUACGCAGUUUAACCGUCAGAACGCACAACAGCGACUGGUCGACAAUGAGUCUGGAAUUGCACAGAGAUGCCCUACGCGGAUUGACGAGCCUUCAACAUCUCGAUCUGGCCGACAACAAUCUAUGGACCCUGCCGUCGGAGCUCUUGUGCCCCGUGCAGAGCCUCUCUAGUCUGAAUCUGACGCGCAACAAGUUACAGGACAUCGUCUCCCUGGGAUUCUCCGACUGGGUCGAGUCGUGCACGCCAAGCCUCGAGGUGCUAGACCUGAGCAACAACGACCUCGGCGAAUUGCCCGAUCGCACUCUUAGCAAUCUUCACGGUUUGACGUCGCUGAAACUCCAGGAUAACGCGAUCGCGGCUGUCGGCGAUCACGCUCUGGCAGGUCUGACAGCGCUGCGCGCGCUCAACGUGUCCAGCAACAGAUUGGUCGCGUUGCCCCCGGAAUUGUUCGCCAAGACCAGAGAAUUACGGGAACUUAUCCUCAGCAACAACUCGUUGGCGGUAUUGGCGCCAGGUCUGUUGGAUAAUUUGGACGAACUACAGGUGCUGGACUUGAGCAGCAACGAGCUGACGAAUCGCUGGGUGAAUCGAGACACGUUCUCACGGUUGGUCCGUCUCGUCAUUCUCGAUCUGUCCUUCAACGGUCUGACGAGGAUCGACGCCCACGUGUUCAAGGGCCUGUACAGCCUUCAGAUUCUGAAGCUCGAGCACAACGAAAUCGACACGUUGAUCGACGGUUGCUUCGGCUCCCUGACUAAUCUCCACUCGUUGACUCUUUCGCACAACAGAAUCGCGAGUUUCGAUCCUGCUCACACGGUGGGUCUGACCACUUUGGGUCAACUGUUUUUAGACACGAACAAGCUGAGAACCCUUCAUCAUCGCGUGUUCGACAAUCUGACGGGUCUCGAGGAUCUUUCGCUGAGCGGAAACUAUCUGACGGAGAUACCGUACGCGGUGCGCGCGCUGCGUUCGCUAAAAACCCUCGACCUUGGCAACAAUCACGUGUCCAGAAUCGACAACGAUUCGUUCGCAGGAUUGACCGAGCUGUACGGGCUGCGACUGGUGGACAACAAAUUGGAAAACGUGUCCCGCGAGGCGUUCGCCUCGUUGCCGGAACUCCAAGUGCUGAACCUGGCCAACAAUUACAUUCGUCACGUGGAGCAGAGCGCGUUCGCGAGCAAUCCCGUGCUGCGCGCGAUUAGGCUGGACGGGAACCAGCUGACGGAGAUCCGCGGCGCGUUCACGAGCCUCUCGACCCUGCUCUGGCUGAACGUGUCGGACAAUAAGCUGCUGUGGUUCGACUACAGUCAUCUGCCGACCAGCAUAGAGUGGCUGGAUAUACACUCGAAUCAGAUAAGCGAGCUGGGGAAUUAUUACAUGGUGCGGAACACGCUGAGCAUAAAGAUGCUGGACGCGAGCUACAACCAAAUCGGCGAGAUCGCCGAGGCGAACGUGCCGGACAGCGUGGAAACGUUGUUCCUGAACAACAACAAGAUACGCAAGGUCGCGGUUGGUACGUUUCUGCAAAAGAGGAAUCUGGAAAAGGUGGUGUUGUACGGGAACGAGAUAAAGAAGCUCGAGGAGGCGUCUCUCGAGUUGCAAACGAUCUCGGACGACGCGGAACUGCCGCAAUUUUACAUCGGAAACAAUCCCAUUGUUUGCGAUUGCACCAUGGAAUGGCUGCCGAAGAUCAACGAGGAGGACCGACCGCGAAAACAUCCGCGGGUGAUGGACUUGGACUCGGUGACGUGCGAAAUGGAGCUCGCCAGAGCAACCCCUCGCAGACCUCUGUUGUCUUUGAAACCCAAGGAUUUCCUUUGUCGUUACGACGCUCACUGCUACUCUCUGUGCCACUGUUGCGACUUCGACGCUUGCGACUGCGAGAUGACCUGUCCCGACAAUUGCUCGUGCUAUCACGAUCACAGCUGGUCGAGCAACGUGGUGGACUGUUCGAACGCGGGCUACAAACACGUCCCCGAACGGAUCCCCAUGGACGCCACCGAGAUCUAUCUGGACGGGAACGAGCUGGGCGACCUGGGUAGCCACGUGUUCAUCGGAAAACGACGGCUGGAGGUGUUGUUUUUGAACAACAGCGGGAUAGCGGCGAUCCACAAUUGCACGUUCAACGGCGCGAGCGCGCUGCGCGUCCUUCACCUCGAGGACAAUGCCCUGCGCGAGCUGAGGGGCUUCGAGUUCGAUCAGCUGGAACGCAUGUCCGAGCUCUAUCUGGAUCACAACGCGAUCGCCACCGUCGGGAACACGACCUUUAGGAAGAUGAAGGGUCUGGAGGUGUUGCGGCUGGACAGCAAUCGUAUCGUCGACUUUCGGCCGUGGGAGGCUCUACCGAGCGUCGGCGAUCGCGCCAAAGUCGCCCUGGAGGGUAACGCCUGGAGUUGCGAGUGCGGCAACGCUGCCAAGUUGCGCAGCUGGUUGGCAGAGCAUCGAGGCGAUCCCGAGAAGAUGUACUGUCGCGACGGCGUCGAGACGUUGGCGCAGGCUAUGAAGCGUUGCGGCGACCCGUCCACGGAGGCCGUCAGUCGCGGAAUCCAGGAAAUCCCUCUGUUGGGUGGCAACUUUGUGCCGCUUUUAGCCGGCGCUUUGGUGGCUGUGAUCGCUAUUUGUCUGUUCGUCGCGUUGGCCUUCGCGUUUCGGCAGGACGUGCGGCUGUGGGCUCACGCACGUUACGGUCUGCGUCUGGGCAAAAUGACCGCGCCGCCCGACGAAGAACGGGAUCGUCUCUACGACGGCUACAUCGUCUACAGCGAACGGGACGAGGACUUUGUCUCCAGGUACCUGGCCGCUGAAUUGGAGCAAUCCGGGCUGGCUCUGUGCCUCCACUGGAGGGAUCUGCCGCCCGCCAGACCCCAGGAGGCGGUGCCACCCGCCGCAGCAGCCGCCAGACGCAUCGUCAUCAUCUUCUCGCCGGUGUUUUUGGCGAACGAGUGGCAGCACGCGGAGUUCCGAGCCGCGCUGAGAACCGCGCUGGAGAACAUCAGACCCAGCUCGAGGAAGCGACGAGUGGUGGUGCUGUUGGCCACGGAGACGCCCGCCAGAGAUCCAGAGCUGCAGCUGCUGUUGCAGACCUGCACGGUGGUGGUGUGGGGCGAGAAGAGGUUCUGGGAGAAGCUGCGGUUCGCCAUGCCCGACUCCGUGGGCAAACGACGAGACAGCAAGAAGGUGAACGACCGAAAUCGCGUCCCGGCGCGGUACACCGCGGCUCCAUCCGCUGGCGACGUAUGGACCAAGUCUAAUGGUGUUUUGGUCGCUCCGGUCCACGCACCCACGCCAACGCCCACGCAGUCCACCUAUGUCAGCUCCGCGUCCAGCAGAACAGAGGACGAGGAUAGCGGCGCGGAACACCAGCACCAGCACCAGCACCAGCACCAGCACAGCGGUUACAGCGCCCUGAACGCUGGCAGCGCGAGGCCUGCGAGCCUCUCCUCCAGGGGCAGUCAUCAUUACAGCACCAUACUCGAACCCCCUGUGCCCAACGCGCCCCCGGGAGAGCCUCGUACUUACUUUGUCUAAUAGGAACGGUACGCGAUGCCGACGAUUCGCUGGCUGGACAACCACGGGGUUAAGAUCAGCCGGUGUGCGAUACGUUCAUCUGUCCGUGUCGGGGACGCGACGGAGACGCGUGCUGCGUAGCUAUUUGUACAGUUUCAUUCCGACUCGCGCGUCAGUCUGUUUGCUCUUCCACUAGAAUCCCUCGACCAAGGAUUUUCUCCGCGUUCGAGCGCAGAGGGUGGGUUUUUGGGGCGAUUGCGAUGAGAGUACGGUAAGUCCUCGACUUGGCGGCGAGGUUUCAUAUGCGAGGGACGAAGCUCGUGGGUCAUCGUUGACCCGUGGGAACAUUUAUUUUAUCUAUGAUUCCGUGGGAAUACAUUUUAGAGCAAUUUGGUUUUAGAAAAGAUGCGAAGAGGAAAGAGUGGAUGCUUAGGAUGUUUGAAUGCAGGAGAGUUCCGAAGCUGUGGUCGAGUAGGGGGAAUCGUGGGUAAGAUUGUGAUUGCUAAAUUGCUAGGUUACCGAGGAGGCGCGCGAGAAGCGAGAAGGAUUAGGUUGGGUGGACGAAAGUGGUUUUAUCGAUUUUGCUCAGUUUUGUUCCCGAUGAAAUGAUGAACCUUUGAUUCGUUUUUCAACUCGUUAGAAAAAUUAACGAACGCGGACGAUGACGGUGCAAAGAAAUGCACGAUAUAUUUUUUUAAUCCGCGCGAACGAAGCUUUCCAGUUGCUUACCGAUAUAUGUGUACUUUAUUUGAACAGAGGGUUAAAGAGUAAUGGCAAGCAAAGCGACUGUAACCGCGUUAUCUUUAUUCGAUACGUGGAUUCUUUCGUAGACGUAAAACAUGUGCGAGGAUAUCGGCGAAUGGUGCUUAGAGUACCUGUAAAUCCGCGUUACUCGAGGACUUACCGUAUCGUCUGCCGAGAGGCUUUGCGUGCGUUUAGUUCGUUCGCAACCUGUAAAGUUAAUCGAUCAAAGAGACCAGGUUUAUUUAAGACGUUUCUGUGGAACGAGACCCGUUACGCAGGACCGUGAUCGAGUCAUUAUUUUUACGUACUAGCCGAGAGAACGAUGCGAGCUUCUUCUUGCGCGAAUCUUGUACAGAAUGUAUGGUGUGCGUGGAUACAGCGGUGAGUAAUUAUAGGAAAUGGCAGUCGAUGAGAACCAUAGAUUCGGAUUGUUUUCGUCGUUGAGCCCUGAGCGAUCCCCGCCGGGCCGAGAGAAACCAUCCUUGGCUCCAAGUAUCGAAUCAUUUUAGAAAUUUUUUAGUAUAUUUACCGAUCCGAAAAGGCUUACUUAAACGCACCACCACCACAGCUUGCAGAGUCGAUCGGCUCUUUAGAUUCGGUAACUUGCUAGUCGAUUCACUCGGUUUAGCCGAAAUAAUCGAUAAUUAAUUAUGAUUUACUUGAUGAAGAAGGACUCGGAGGACUUGUUGCCUGCAUCAUUAUUUAUUUUCGGUCUUUAUUUACGUUAAGUCGACGCCGAGAAACUCGCAGGAUGAUAGAGUUUCGCGAUGCAACGGGUGUCCACGACGGUUCUUCGUUUUCUUUUCACUGUUGAGGUCUUGCAAUCAAAGAGUUACUUUAAAAUUUCCGCUCCAAUUACGUCUUGAAAUAAUUAGAAGAGCAAGGUUUUGAAAUAAUUAGAGCUCGUAGUAAUUGGAGGAUCGCUCGAUUAAAUUCCUUGAACGAUCGGAAUUUUACAUAUUUUUAAUAGCGGGUUAAGUUUGACGUUCCAAAAAAAAGUUCACAGUAUUAUUUUCAUUCUCGAUUUAGCGAGAAAUCGAUCCUCCAAUUAUUUUCUUACGCCGUCAAACGAUAACUGUAACCGUUUAAAAUUCGUAUGAUUAGCUUGAUAUGUUCAUCCAAGCUUCUUCGUUUACCGAAGACGUUUGUAGGUUUCUUAGAGGAGCAAAAAAUUGUUACUCCAAGCGUUCUGAGAAUGAGCGUGAUUCAAGUUGAAAAAGUUUUAUUUUGAGUUAUUUGGAAAUUAAUUUGACGAAAACAAGGUAGAAUUUAGCACAGGAUUCUGAUUCUCAGAUGCUCGAUGCUCGAAAGUUUGAAUACACGCGUUACAGAGGCUUUUCUUUAUAUUACCGUCUUCCAUAGACUCGUCAUUGUUAUCUUCGAUUAAUGUUCUUCCAUUUACGACGCGUCGACUCGACGAUUUCAACGGUUUCUCCGACGACUCGAUGCUGCAGAAACUCUUGGUUGACAGAACGAGGAACGUGCAGUCGCGACAGGGUAUUCAGACUUUCGAUCGAUGCGAGAUCAAUUUCCAGAAAUUAACGGAAAUAGUUUUCUAAAGAAUAAGAAACGCGUUAUUCUCGAUACAUUUAGCUUGAGAUUCGUUUAAUAAUCGCGACUCUCGAGUACCUUAGCGUUCCUGGGAUUAGGUUCUGUGAAAGUGCAUUCUGUAUUCUUCUCGUACGACGAUGUAACGGAUAAGAAACACGAGACAAGAGAACGAUACGUUGACGUUGCGCCAACUUUGAAUCUCGAGGCGGACUCUUCUUCGUACUAUGAGUCAGAGACGGGCAAAAUUUUAUUAGAAAAUUAAACAGGGAAUGGAGGCAUUACGGAACAAACGAUAAGUUUUGCCUUUGGAACAAUUUAUUUCAAUUUUAAUAUUAAAUUUAAUUUAACGUUUCGUUUGAUAUCGUAUUACAUAUUUCAGUUUUAUUUUUAUCGAAGGAAACAAGCCUUCUGAUUCUUUAUUCGAAAUCGACGUUUCGAUAAGAAUUUUGCCUCUCUCUUCGACUAAACAUAUACUCCUACACAUGCGAUUGUAUUUUUUCCACUCGAGAAACGGAGCUUGCGGUCACUGGUUCUCAUUCCUGUCGUUCCGUUUGUCAAUUUACGAUGGGGGAGAUUUAACGACGAGGAGGAACCGCCUAUAAUCGAGAGUGAGGGAAAGAAUGAGAGCGAGUGUGAGCACAAAAGAGAAAUGAGAGAAAAGAGACAGACGUCUCCGCGAGACCUCGUUCCUAAGAUUUCCACGACUGUCUUGAAAAAAAGCAAAACGGUCGCCAAACGCUUAUUAGUACGUAAGUUUUGAAGAGUAUCCUCUUGUAAAUACUGUGUAUAUCUAACAUGUUGUAAAUACUCACGCACACUAUAUCGAGCACACGGGGUAUGGGCCUAGGCGCACACAUAUACGCGAGGUUGUAUCUAACACGUUUAGUGCCCAGGCCGUCGUUUCGAGCCGCGUCUAAACUUCUAAAUCUUGCAAUUUAUCGAUUGUACUUGUAUUAUUGUAAAUACUGCUCAUCGGAUCACGCAUUUAUUGUAUUCACGAUCUGUUACGUGACUAAUUAAAUUAACUGCCACUUUCCAUUCCAGCAAAGAACCAUCAGAAAUAAACACGUUUGUUUUGUAAAAAAGAA